GCUAACCCCACACUCAAGCUCUUCCUUCACCAUUUGUCCUUCCUACAUAUAUGUUUAUGUCCAUUAAUAUCCAUUUAUGUCUUGAUGAAUAGGUUCAACUGAGAGUUGGAGAGAUGAAUUGUUCAAGCGAAAGAGAGAUUUCUGCAGUCUCAAGACAACAAACUAUUAUUAAUGGAACUGUGGAGGACCAAAAGAAGUCAGUGAGGUACAUGGAAUGCCUGAAGAACCAUGCAGCAUCAAUUGGAGGGAAUUCCACUGAUGGGUGUGGAGAGUUCAUGCCAAGUGGAGAGCAAGGCACCCUUGAAUCCCUCAUCUGCUCUGCCUGCAAUUGCCACAGGAAUUUUCACAGGAAAGUGACAGAAAAUGAGUCACCAUGUCCAUAUGGGUGCAGCAGCAGCAUAGUGCCCUGCAAAAGUGGGUCAAUCCCUUCGGAAUCUGAUGAGAAAGAUGAUCAAGACAUUGUGGGAAUUAGAAGGUCAGGUGGUGAUGAUCAUAGAGUGAUGAAGAAGAGGUUCAGGACCAAAUUCACAACAGAACAAAAGGAAAAGAUGUUGAAUUUUGCAGAGAAAGCUUGUUGGAGUGUGCAGAAGGUAGAUGAUUGUGCUCUGCAACAAUUCUGUCAAGAGAUUGGGAUCAAGAGGAGAGUCCUCAAAGUGUGGAUGCACAAUAAUAAACACAACUAUGCCAACAAAAAUUCUUAAGAACUAUAGUCUUCAAUUUUCUUUGUUCAUGAAUUUGCAGUUCAUGCUCUUUUUUUUUUUCUUUCAUUUUAUUUUUCACUAUGAUAUAUGGAUUUUUUUUCCACAUGUUAUCUUAAAUUCUUAGUGGCUAAAAACAUAAUUACUAGGAAAUGCAUUGAUUAUUUGAUAAUUAUAUGAGCAUAUGAGGAAUGAUUGUGAAGGAUUCAAUAACCCAGAUAGGAUUAUAACGGCAAGAUUGUGUGUCUUUCAUCUGUAUAAUUUCAAAACCUUCAAAAAUCUCUUGACAUAAAAUCAAUUUAAUUAUAGCUUAG
This is a messenger RNA of Tripterygium wilfordii, 1012 nucleotides long. RefSeq names its product zinc-finger homeodomain protein 4-like. Gene Ontology annotation, cellular component: nucleus. Gene Ontology annotation, molecular function: DNA-binding transcription factor activity; transcription cis-regulatory region binding. The record is from RefSeq and is a predicted model, not a curated record. The coding region runs from base 114 to 701 and encodes 195 amino acids. The transcript has a single exon. Gene Ontology annotation, biological process: regulation of developmental process; regulation of DNA-templated transcription. Lineage: Eukaryota; Viridiplantae; Streptophyta; Magnoliopsida; Celastrales; Celastraceae.